AUGAGUUACACGUAUUUAUUCUGGCUCGGGAUCGUUGUCCCGACUUCCAUAACUGUUCUCUUGUUUAUCCUCUUCCUUGUGUGUUGGUUCAAGUACAAUUUACGUGAGAAAUUCACCAGAAAGAAACAUGACCCUCACCGGGUGAAUCAAAAGUCCACCCGUAACCCCAAACCGCCGACCGGCCUCCCGCCACCUCCACCUGUGCCUAACCACCGAUCCCGGGCCGACGACAGGCUACCUGCCCGGGUGAUCUACUCGACCUACCACGACAGCGGUAUGUCGGAACUGCACGAGAUCCACUACAAAUUCGACCGGCCGGUUUCCCAAGCAUCAACAGAUUCCGAAGAUUCGGGUUUUCGAAGUUCAAAAUCGGCUCACUACUUGCCAAACCGGUCGUCGGAACACAGUAUACCUCAAGACAUUCCUUUGCUGAAGCCAGUCAGUUCCAGUAUGUUGCACGCGCAGCGCAACCCGGCCCUCAACGCGGCCGAUGUCAACGGUGGGCCGUCGCAUGGACAUGCAAACAAUGGCCCGGCUUCUGCCUCUUCUGGCAUGAGCCAACUGAGCGGGCCACUUCCGUCAAGUUUUUCAGUCAAUAAAUUACCGUCUUCGGUGUCGGCGUCGUCCAAUAUCGGAGGCGACCGAUCGCAGCCGCUUUCCCCACACAACGGACUCUUGAGCCCCGACGAACGGGGUCGGCCCUACCACUUUCAUCGUUCCUUACCCCAGAGCCCGCUGACCGAAAUUUCGGAAACACGCCCCUUACCAUCAUCCCAAUCGACCCCACUGCCCUACCCACAAUGGCGAACGGACCCCCACGGUACACCUGCGUUACAAAGAGAAGCAAAAAGCCAACAGACUGUAGUCGCUUUAGUUCAUAGUCCCGAACAACAAUCAGAUAUUAGCAGCCAUCUUUCUUAUGCCAUUGUAUAA
Acanthosepion pharaonis is the source of this 933-nucleotide messenger RNA. The record is from the annotation of a GenBank genome assembly. Lineage: Eukaryota; Metazoa; Mollusca; Cephalopoda; Sepiida; Sepiidae.